Molecule: messenger RNA, 531 nt
Organism: Malus domestica (apple)
Lineage: Eukaryota; Viridiplantae; Streptophyta; Magnoliopsida; Rosales; Rosaceae
Product: general transcription and DNA repair factor IIH subunit TFB2-like
Biological process (GO): nucleotide-excision repair
Cellular component (GO): transcription factor TFIIH core complex; transcription factor TFIIH holo complex
Molecular function (GO): double-stranded DNA binding; ATPase activator activity
Source: RefSeq, a predicted model, not a curated record
UGAUGUGUGUUUGCUGAUUUUGGUUCAAAUACAACUUCGUAUUGUUCCCAAGGGAUAUACUGAAGAUGGGGAUGCCAACUUAUAGCUUUUCAGUUCAAACAUCACAUUUGACUUCCAUGGUGGAAGAAGGUUUUGAUUUCAAUGCCUGCAUAUAUAAUGUAGCUAUGUUGGUCUCUCCUCACCUCUCCUUUUUGGCGCAGGAUUCUUCAGAUUUGAUUUCAUUCCUGGUAGAACUUAGUUUUCAUGUUAAGGGCGAGGCAUAUAACAUAAAUACAUUGAAUGAGAGGCAAAAGAAUAUAGUCAAGGACCUUGCAGAUUUGGGACUGAUCAAACUUCAGCAGGGAAGGAAAGACAGUUGGUUUAUACCUACUAACUUAGCUACUAAUCUUUUAGUUAGCUUGACAGACUCAUCAUCGAGGAAACAAGUUGGUUAUUUGUACUCAUUCUAGCUUUGUCUCUAAUCGGUUAUUCCACAACUAAUUCCUAAUCAUCAAGAAAACUGAUGUGCAUCCAUACAAGCUACUUACAAAU